CUUACAGGAGACAUCUUCGUGUUUUUCAACAAUAGUUUUGAAAAUCAUUUACAAUGGAAGAUUUAUGUGUUAUUAUUAAUGGUUCUGUGCUAUAUUAUGAGGAAUUUGCUGUAGAUGUAGAUUUAGUCAAUUCGCCAUACAAUAAUAUGACGUCCCCGUUAGAAAGUGCAUUUAAAUCAAGAGCAGCUGAAUUUGGUAUUAUUAGUGGCAUACUGAUUGCGUUUCUUAUAAAUUUAGUUAUGAGUUUUGAAUAUGAAACUAUGAAAAGGAAAGUAAAAAUCAAAAUUGAAAGCGAAAACUUGCUGCAAAAAUCUUUAAUAUUAUUAAUUUUAUUAUUAAGUUUGCCGUUAGUUGUAGCGUUUCUCAUCGGAGCAUCUUUGUACAAAUUCCUGUGUUCUAUAAUUAUAAAAAGACGUGAUAAACAUUUUGCGGGAUUUCUUGAUAGUUUUGAUGUUUUUUGGAGUUUAGAAGAUGAUGCGACUAAAAGUAUCAUUAAUGUGUUGGGAAUAAUAGAAUCACAAUCAUCUCAAGAAUUAAUAGAGCACAUAAAGGAAAAAUUACAAAGCAUCGUCCAAAACAAUGACACCGAAAAGUUGUUUUAUAGAAGAAGUGAAGAAUAUGGGUUUUACUAUUGGAGAAAAUGUUGCUAUAUUGACAGUAGUAAAUAUGUUCGUGUAAUUGAUGUAUCAAAUGUUAUUAACCUUAGCGUAUCAGAUUUAGAAGAGAUCAUGACUGAAGUGUCAUAUCAGCCACUACCUUUUAACGAUGAAGGCCUAUUUCAAAUACUAGUGACUAAUCAAAAGAUAAAGAACAAUGAUAAAGGAAAUAGUGAAUAUGGUAUUAUAUUUAGAAUACAUCACGCUGUAGGUGAUGGAGUUGCACUUAUAGAGUUCUUAUGUCAAACAUUAGCAGAUGGUAAAGAUGACGAACUUAUAACUUUCUGUAUGCCAGAAACUUAUAACGUUAGUAGUAAAAAAACAGGUGCUGAUUACUUAAACAUGAUAACAAAACUGUGCGAAAUACCUGGAUGUUUAAUAGAUGGAAUUUUGAGAGAGCCUGAUAAAAGUAGUUUACAUGGGCCUCCUUUAACUGGAAAGAAGUUUUACAAAUGGGUUGAAUCAAAUGAUAAUUUAUUUCAAAUGGUAAAAGACAUAAAGGAGAAUGUAGAAGAAGCAAAUUUUUCUGAUAUUUUAGCAACUGCUUUAUCUUCAGGCUUUCGAGACUAUUUUAGAAAGGAAAUACAUCCAGCCCCUAACAAUAUAGCUGUCAUAUUGCCAAUAAGAUUUCCUGCGGUUAAAAAUGGUAGAGUAAAAUUGGAGAAUAAUUUUACCGUCAGUAUACUUGAUUUGCCAUUAGGGGGAGACUUAAAGGAAAUAAGGCGACGUUUUAAUCGGCUACGAAACAGUUCUGACCCUCUGACCAAUUACUAUAUCCUGAAGUUAUGCAGCGUUUUCCCGAAGGAAAUACUGACGCCUAUGUUUAAUAGUAACCAGGCCACUAUGGUGUUUAGCAAUUUACCGGGACCCAAAGUGUUACGUAUUUGUGGUGGAGAUCUGAAGUCCUUAGUAUUCUUUGUGCCGAAUAAAGGAAAUACAGGUUUAGGAAUAACGGCUCUGUGUUAUGAUGGAGUGCUCAGGUUAGGCGCUAUGGCUGAUUCUGCACUAGUAUCCAGUCCAGACGAACUAGGUAUAAUUUUAGAUGGAAUGGUUAAAGAAAUAAGAAGUUUACACGACAAAUAUGUAAAUUAAUUGUUGUAUUGAAGAACGCGACGUGAUUUUGACUUCUCAGUAAAAGGAAUGGAGAAGACCAAACAAUUCAUGCGGCGUGUGCAGUGAACGGAAAGAAACAUUUUUGUCGAAAAAGAUAUCAAAAUUGCAGAGCAUUUGAACUCGCAACUUUCUGGCAUUCAGGGUCCUUCUGACCACAGAUGCUGAAACUUCUAAAUAUGAGUUUCCAUACUUCUACACUAUUAGGUUUAUUCCAAAAUUACUCAUUAGGUCAGGAAUUAAAAACAAUUUUUCGAUUAAAAUUUUUAUUACUUCUACUUAUUACAGUGUAAACCAAUUAAG
Pararge aegeria (speckled wood butterfly) is the source of this 2069-nucleotide messenger RNA. RefSeq lists its product as uncharacterized. Gene Ontology annotation, cellular component: plasma membrane. NCBI's taxonomy places the organism in Eukaryota, Metazoa, Arthropoda, Insecta, Lepidoptera, Nymphalidae. Bases 54 to 1748 code for a protein of 564 amino acids. Gene Ontology annotation, biological process: triglyceride biosynthetic process. The record is from RefSeq and is a predicted model, not a curated record. The transcript has 6 exons. Gene Ontology annotation, molecular function: diacylglycerol O-acyltransferase activity; long-chain-alcohol O-fatty-acyltransferase activity.